Messenger RNA from Limanda limanda (common dab), 1775 nucleotides. It is a transcript of the gene mims2, whose product is annotated as family with sequence similarity 210 member B. The record is from RefSeq and is a predicted model, not a curated record. The transcript is spliced from 3 exons. Lineage: Eukaryota; Metazoa; Chordata; Actinopteri; Pleuronectiformes; Pleuronectidae. Bases 159 to 1040 code for a protein of 293 amino acids. Gene Ontology annotation, cellular component: mitochondrion.
UAAUCGGUCAACAGCGGAGCGGAGGGAGGGAGGCAGGACGGGACAACAGCAUGUUUACAGCUGCUCCCGGGCUCCGGACGUGUCGUGAAGGACCCGCUCGCUCCGUGCGAUCGUAUUAAAGAACGCGACCGAUCCUCCAGCGGGACGUGGACACGACCAUGUUGUUGUGGCGUGGGGGGGGCAGGCUGUCUGCAGCGGCGGUGGAUCAGGCGCUCAGGUCCCCGGGUUGCUGGUUGGUGAGAGUCCGAGCACAAACGCCGAGGCACGUCACCGGGACGUUACACAAAGGUCACACGGUGCAGUGCAGGUCUGUGUGUGGAUCCGUGCACUCCACCACGCAUGCGCACCUGGGCACGCUGCAGCCGGAGCCGCGCUUCCAGCUGCUGAACUGGGACCGGGGGGUCGCGGACUGGGAGCGAGUGGCCGAGGGUCUCUCCAGGAGGGUGAGGAGCGAGGGCGGGAGUUUAGAUGCGACCAAGCCGCCGCUGGGCCACGUGGUGUCCCCAGGCACCUGGAGGGUCUCCUGCAGGACCAUGCACACCAGGGCUUCACCCGGGGCAUCAUCCACCGCUGCAGCCGCCAGGAGGAGCCAGCCCGGGGGGGAGACAGGCGCCGACACACGGGACGAGCAGAAUUUGAAGGAGGCCUCUUCUACGUCCUCGUCUGCUGAAAAGGUCCCGGGGGAGCCGGAGCCAGAAGGAGGGAAACCAACCAAGACCCAGCAGCUCAAGAAAGUCUUCAAGGAGUAUGGAGCAGUGGGAGUCUGCUUUCACAUCGGGAUCUCCCUCAUGUCUCUGGGAAUGUUCUACCUCCUGGUAUCCAGUGGGAUCGAUAUGGCGGCUGUGCUGUGCAAAGUGGGAUUCAGCGAGGCCAUCGUGCGCUCUAAGAUGGCAGCAGGAACCAGCACGUUCGUCCUGGCCUACGCCAUCCACAAGCUCUUCGCUCCGGUCCGCAUCAGCAUCACUCUGGUGUCCGUCCCUCUCAUCGUGCGCUACUUCAGAAAGACUGGUCUCUUUAAACCCCCCACACCGGCCCCCUGAUGCCCCCGGAUGGACAUAGUUCAAACAACUGUAUAUUUAAUUACUUAUUUGCUUUUGGCUACAAAUGCCCCAUCUCAUCUCUCAUUGCAUUUUUUUGAAUUCAGGUUAAAUCCUUCUCUCGUAAGAUCUCGUAACAGAACCCGGUUUCAGAAGUGUGACAGUUCUUGUUUCACAAACCAGAGAGAAAAGUGCAAAAGAGCUCAAAUAUUUAUAAACAAUCAGAUGUGAGAUCAGGGAUUUUUGAGUUUUACUGCUAAGAUCUGAGUGGGCAGAGUUUUUUAUUGAUACUGUGAAGGUUGCCACCAGGGACACAAGGAAGGAAAAAGCUGAUUUCUCCUCCACUGUUCCCUGAGAGCUGACUAGGCCAUGUUCUGGUGUUAUGUGAAUCAGCAGAAUAAUUCAGGUUGUCUCCGUCUCCUACCUCCCUCCUCCCCUUUCUCUCGCCUUUGCUUUGCUCAGACUCUCUCUCCUCUCACCUAUCCUCCUAUUUUCUGCUGUUGUUGUUUUGCCUCCCUUCUAUUUUUAUCUCCACAUCUCUCCCGGCAUCCACUUUCUUCUUUCCUCUCGUCCAUUUUCCUCUUCCUUUUCUCCCUGUUGUUCUCUAACUUUGCUAGUACCACUGCCCAAACAGUUUGCAAACACACUAAUCUCUGAGUGAGGCUGAUUAUUGUUCAUUGCAAGCUUUGAAUGAAGAAUGUUGGAAGUUUAAACUAUUAAACAUGAAGUUGUCUUUUA